GAUCAAUAAAUGAUUUGCUAUAAAGAUGAACUCCAAAGACCUAAUUAAAGUGAAUGUUCUAGCAUAUUCCGUUCUCCCCAGGUCUGGUUCCAGAACCGUCGAGCCAAGUGGAAGAAGAGAAAGAAGAGCACCAACGUGUUCCGCUCCCCCGGCGCGCUGCUGCCCUCCCACGGGCUACCACCCUUCGGGGGGGACGUGUGCAGCCCCGGGGUCUUCGAUCGGCCCUGGUCUAUGCCAGCUGGUCUAGGGCAGCUGUCGCAGGGCGGCGUGGCGAUGGGCGGCUUCGGGUCGCAGCUGCCGCUCGGCGCCGACCUGAACCCCGCGCUGCCCAUCAGCUCCACCGCCUCGCAGUCCUACCAGACGCACUACCCGCUCAACUCGCUUGGAGACACAAUGAUGUCGUACUGCAACAACAUGGGGCAGCAGGGUGCGCUCGAGGGCUCGCCCACCCCGCCGCAGCACUGCGCCGCCUCGCCCGCCGCCUCCGGCACGGGCGGCGAGGCGGGCGAGGAGGAGGUGUGGCGCGGGCACAGCAUCGCGGCGCUGCGGCGGCGCGCCUCCGAGCUGUCCGCCGCCAUCCCGCCUUACCUGCAGCUCAACUACGACGCGCACAGCCCCGUGUACUAGCCGCGCGGGCACUGCCCGCAGGUACUG
Zerene cesonia (dogface butterfly) is the source of this 654-nucleotide messenger RNA. RefSeq lists its product as uncharacterized. The record is from RefSeq and is a predicted model, not a curated record. NCBI's taxonomy places the organism in Eukaryota, Metazoa, Arthropoda, Insecta, Lepidoptera, Pieridae. The transcript is spliced from 4 exons. The coding region runs from base 232 to 627 and encodes 131 amino acids.